Messenger RNA from Aspergillus neoniger CBS 115656, 467 nucleotides. RefSeq lists its product as uncharacterized. The record is from RefSeq and is a predicted model, not a curated record. The coding region runs from base 1 to 228 and encodes 75 amino acids. Lineage: Eukaryota; Fungi; Ascomycota; Eurotiomycetes; Eurotiales; Aspergillaceae. The transcript has 2 exons.
AUGGUCGUGCUCCAGGGAUACGCGAGGACUCGCCAAUCGAAUAUCCCGACCUGGCGCGCCUCGCCCGCUGCCCUGGCCCGUCCGUUUGAGGACUAUGUCCGCCAGUUAGACCGAUGGAUAGAUAAAGACCUGUCUGAAGACGACCCUGCUCCUCCUGCUCGGCCUGGUGAUAGUGCUGAGAACCCCCUCGUCAUCCCCGAGAUUGACGAUGAAGCCGCCACUUCUUGAUGGUGAGUGCCCCCCCGGUUCUGAACACGCAGGGUCACGCUGACUCUGGGGGUUGGAAAUAGGCGCGUGUAGGUUUUCGUCGUAGACCCUUCGUUGAGAUCCUUAGAUAUCAAAUUCGCCAUGGGAUGGAGUAGAAGAGAUUUCUACCAAAGCCUACUGUAAUCUAGCAACAUAUACCGACGUAAUCAAUUGGUUCAAAUACAGACCUGCCAGAAGAACUACCUAGGGUAGUAAAAAAA